AACACCUGCAUUUUCUCCUUAUGGCUCUGGGUGUCGCUGUUCACCAGUCCAAAAGAGAAAAGGAUGCAGAAUCAUCCAGGCUGCUCAUCUCUGCUGCUCAGAUGUGUAAGCACAAAUAAACCAGGCUUGAACUUCUACUUUAGGCAACGAAAUACUUCAGAAACACAGAUAAACUGCUUUGAGCUACAGUGAAAUGGAGGAGAGACAGAGGCUUGGGAGAUACAAAAGAGGAAUCCUACAAUGUGUCAUCCUGAUGUUUGCUUGGAAGACAGUUUUUGGACAGAUCCGCUAUUCUAUUCCUGAGGAGAUGCACAGAGGCUCUUUUGUGGGGAAUAUUGCAAAGGACCUGGGAAUGGAUGGAAGGCAGAUUUCAAACCAAGGACUCCGCAUUGUUACUAGCACAGGUACAAUCCAGUAUUUUUCUCUGAAUGUCAAUAAUGGACAUUUACAAAUUUCUGAGAGGAUAGAUAGAGAAGAGAUUUGUGGAAGAGAAGAGGUCUGCAUAUUAAAAUUCCAGGUUAUUGCUGAGAGCAGUUUAAAGCUUUAUUUCAUUGAAAUAGAAAUUCUGGAUAUCAAUGAUAAUGCUCCCAGCUUUCUGUCAAUGGAAUGGGAAUUGAAAAUCAGUGAAAUCUCUAUUCCUAAAUCCCAUUUUCCUCUGCCAGAGGCACAAGAUCCAGACAUUGGUAUAAACUCUAUACAGAGCUAUCAACUCACAGGGAGUAACUAUUUUUCACUAGAGGUUCAAAAAGGAGGAAAUGGUGUCAGGCGUGCUGAGCUGUCAUUGGAAAAGCUGCUGGACAGAGAAGAACAAUCAGUUUAUGAUCUUAUCCUCACAGCUCUGGAUGGAGGUGAACCCAUCAAAUCUGGUACUCUGCAGAUUCAUAUCAUUGUGAUAGAUGCUAAUGACAAUGCACCAGUUUUUAGCCAACCACUUUAUGAAGUGAGUGUCAAGGAAAACAUUCCUACGUGGUCCACAGUGGCUACAGUAAGGGCCACAGAUUUGGAUGAAGGCAUCAAUGGAGAAAUAAAAUAUUCUUUCAAAAAAAUCACCAAGAAAGACUCCCAGAUGUUUCUGUUAAACUCUACAACAGGAGAAAUUAUUCUUCUGGGAAACCUUGACUUUGAAGCUUCAUCUUUAUAUGAAUUUGAGGUGCAAGCCAUGGACGGAGGUGGGCUGAGUGACCGUUCAGAAGUUAGGAUCACAGUUACAGACCUGAAUGACAAUGCACCUGAAUUAGCAACGACCUUCGUUGUCAGCUCUGUUCCCGAGGAUUCACCAACAGGAACUGUUCUUGCCAUUUUAAAUGUACAAGACCAAGAUUCGGGAGUCAAUGGGAAGGUUAAGUGUUCGAUUGCCAGCAACCUUCCUUUUCAACUGAAAAAUACAAUGGGUGAUUUUUACACUUUGGUGACAGACAGAGCCCUUGACAGAGAACAAGCAGCUUCCUACAGUGUUACCAUUACAGCAACAGAUGAGGGGAUUCCACCACUAUCUACCUCUCAGGUUAUUUCUCUCCAGGUGCUAGACACAAAUGACAACCCUCCAGUCUUUAGCAAGGGAGUUUAUACCUCCUAUCUUGUAGAAAACAAUCCAAGAGGAGCCUCAGUCUUUUCACUCCAAGCAAGUGAUGCAGACUGGGAAGAGAAUGCCAGAAUCAGCUACUCCAUCAUUGACAAUCAGAUGGGUGACAUCAGAGAGAUCAACUUCCAGGUGAAGGCCCAGGAUGGAGGCUCCCCACCCCUCAGCUCCAAUGUCUCUGUGACCCUCUUUAUCCUGGAUCAGAAUGACAAUGCGCCAGAAAUCCUGUACCCUUCCCCUCCCACCGAUGGCUCCACUGGGAUAGAGCUGGCUCCUCACUCCUCAGAGCCUGGUUACCUGGUCACUAAGGUAGUGGCCGUGGAUGCAGAUUCUGGACAAAAUGCUUGGCUCUCUUACCAGUUGAUCAAGGCCACGGAACCAGGGCUGUUCACUGUGGGACUCCACACUGGAGAGAUCAGGACAGCUCGGUUCUUCUUGGAGAAGGACACCCUCAAGCAAAGCCUGGUGAUUUUGGUCAAGGACAAUGGGCAACCAUCUCUUUCUGCCUCAGUGACGGUGACUGUGGUGCUGGCUGACAACAUUCCUGAAAUCCUCUCAGACCUGACUAGCGUCUCAGCUCCUUUAGAUGCUCCCUCGGAUCUCACCUUCUACCUGGUAGUUGCUGUGGCCUUUGUUUCCUGCCUGUUCUUCACCUUCCUCCUUGUUUUGCUGGCCCUGAAGUUGUACAGAUGGAGAAAUUCUCAGCUGCUUGAGUCAGGGAAUAUAAACUUUAGUGGUGUUCCAGUCUCGCAGUUCGUUGGGAUUGACGGAGUCCGGGCUUUUCUUCACUCCUAUUGCCAUGAGAUUUCCUUAACCACAGACUCAAGGAAAGGCCAGCUUAAUGUUUCCAAACAAAACUUUUCAAGCAGUUUGACUAAUCCACCUCCUUCUUGUGAGGCUAUGGCCCCUAUCCUAUCUGGUGAGGAUUUAAAUUUUAAUAAUGAAGAUCAAAUAAUAGCUGAGGCUGCCAACAGCAAUCCAUAUACUGAUCUAUAUACAAGUGCGGACGACCUCAGAGUCAAACUAGAAGUCGGUGAAUCGACUUUACUGGAUACCCAGUUCAUUCUUGGAAAUGCCAAAGAUGCAGAUGUUGGAACAAAUGCCAUCCAGAAUUACCAUCUGGCUCCCAAGUUGUAG
Pogona vitticeps (central bearded dragon) is the source of this 2716-nucleotide messenger RNA. The record is from RefSeq and is a predicted model, not a curated record. Lineage: Eukaryota; Metazoa; Chordata; Lepidosauria; Squamata; Agamidae.